UUGGCUCCGAUUGUGUUUUUUGCGGCGCCGGGUGGGCGAGCAAUGUUCCUGAAACGGAAAUGCCGCAAGAGAGACGCCACCAUCAUCAUCAAGCCCACGCCCCCGGGCAGGGAGCCCACUCCUCGUCCUCGUCCAGCAGGAAGCAGCGCGCCCUCGAGACUAUGGUCAUCUUCCGGCGCAGUCUCAUCUACCAGACCAAGGAGUUCUUCCAGAACUCGACACUUCACGGUGUCCGCUACAUCGCCGAAUCGGGUCGACCCAUUGGGGAGAAGUUCAUGUGGUUUUGUUUCACCUCGAUUGGUGCCGUCACGGCCCUGGUGAUCAUCAUGAGUCUGUGGGAGAAGUUCCAAACCAAUCCAACCAUUACGGGCCUGGACACGGACUUUCACAAUCAGAACGUGGUCUUUCCCACGACGGUUGUCUGUCCGGAGGCGGCUUUUGAUCAGGAGAAGGCCUACGCGGCGGUCUAUAAGUCUAUGGCGAACUAUGAUGAUGCACAGGCUCAACUGUACACCCCAUUUCUGGAGCUGAUUACCUCAUUGAGCUUUGAAACGAUUCGAGAUGCUAAGAUGCUGGCCCAGUCCAUACCCAAGGAUCAGCUGGAGGAGAACACCAUCCGACAGUGGGCCUUUGAGGCGCACAUUAGCUGCGAAAGUACCUUCGUGUCCUGCAAGUAUCGGGACGAGGAGAUCCAGUGCUGUGACCACUUUGAGCCCAUCUACACCGAGCAUGGAUUUUGUUAUGCCUUCAAUUCCAGAUUCAAAUCCACGGCCACCGAAGAUGUCAGAACGGGAGCUCCUCAUGAUCUCUAUGAAACGGACAAGAAAUGGGCUCUGUUCUUUGUUCCCAACAGCACUUCUAGGAUCUUUAUAUUCUCGAACGAGGAGUACUUUGGCUCGGAUUUCAAUGCCCAGAUCGAUUGGUCGGAGAGCCAGCUGGUGGAGGUAAGGAUAUCCAAGAAGAACACCUACACCACGGACGAUGCCCGCCAGCUGUCUAUUGGCCAGAGGAAGUGCAUCUUCAGCGAUGAGGUGAAACUGAACUACUUCCCGGAUGCCUACACCUUCUCCUCCUGCAUGAAGCAGUGCCGGAUGAACAAGGCCAUCAAGCUCUGCAAGUGCAAUCCGCCCUUCUACAAGCCGAUAGGUAAAAUAACUAGCCUAUAUCUUUUAAUCUAUGUAUUACUAAUGGCUUGUAUUAACUUAGCCAAUGUACCCAUGUGCAUGGUCAAGGAUUUUGAUUGCCUGGACGAGUUCAAGGCCAAUAUAACCAACAUCAAGGAUUGUCUUCAGUGCGAAUUGAGUUGCUCCAAGACUGUCUUCAAUAUCGACAAGCUCAUAAAGAUAGUGGAUCGCCCGGAGAGCACUGGAGUCUUGGUGGAAUUCCUUACCUGGCCCAUUAUUCGGUACAAGCGCGAGGUACUCUUCGGCUGGGUGGACUUGUUGGUGUCCUUUGGCGGCAUAGCCAGUCUCUUUCUGGGAUUCUCCCUCCUGUCGGGUGUGGAGAUCAUCUAUUAUUUUACGUUACGAGCCUGUUGUAUGGUCUACAAAAAUAGGCAAGAACUGUACGAGAUCGAGGAGCGUAUUCAGAAGGAGCCACCGCCUGCUAUUGAUUUGAAACUAAGCUUGAGAUCUCAUUCCAGGCAGCAGGUGGGAGCCACCCCCUCCUCGGCAGUGCUACAGGUGAAGCCAGCCAUGGAGGCAUCUCAAGGCACCCAAUUCCGUAAAACCGAUAAGGAUUACUCCUCGUUCGCUAAGAAUCUAUAUCGAACUCCGAAGGUCCUGCCCGAUCAUGGCUAUAACUCUACUAACCAAAAGAAUCCCUGGACCACCUACGAUCACUCUCAGUAUAUGCCCUGAAGAACCUUGAUAUAUAAUCGAAAUAAUCCACAAAUAUAUGGAUAUAGGCACUUUAACAAAAAAUGACUUAA
Molecule: messenger RNA, 1930 nt
Organism: Drosophila bipectinata
Lineage: Eukaryota; Metazoa; Arthropoda; Insecta; Diptera; Drosophilidae
Source: RefSeq, a predicted model, not a curated record